CACCCUUCACGAGAAGAACUUCAGCAGAUACCCUGGUGCUGGUGGUAGGGAUGCUGCUGGUAGUGUGGUUUGGGGACGGGGGAGGGGGGAGGGCAGCCUUUGGCAGGGUCACAAGCUAUUUCCUUAAAUGGACUUAUGAAAACCAUACGGCAUUGGGGAAACCACUAGCCCCGACCCCCUUUCCCCCCCAAAAAAAACCUUGACUCACACUCUGUUAUUACCCGCCCCCCUCUUCCAAAAACAAACGUCUGUAGCCCUCCCUCUCUGUCUCCCUUUUCUCCUCCAGAGGAGAACCAGAGGAAAGUUCCAUCUCAGUGCAACAGUGCUGACGGCUGCAGGGAGGAUUGCUAGCGGCUGUUAGAGUACUUUGCUGAGGAGGACCUCUCUUGCCCCUGCAGAAGAGAAAUCCACAGACAGAGGCGAGCCAGGAAGUCAGCCAGUCGGACAGGCAGUGGGGAAGCGGGUCCAGAGGAGAAUGCAUUUUGUUGUGUACCCCUGUCUGCUGGCGCUGGCCCUGCUGUGUAGCUGGUGCCCACUGGGGGCUCAGAGCCAGGAGCUCCAGGAGCAGGAUGCUCUCUGCAACGGCGAGGGCUGCUACGCCGUCUACUUCCAGCGCAAGACUUUUCGGGACUCCUGGAGAACCUGCAAGGAGAAAGGAGGCAACCUGGCCACGGUGAAGACAGCAGAGGAGGCAGAGCUGAUCCACGAGCUCCUCUCCUCCACGGAGCCCCGGAGCCAGCGGGUCAGGUUACGCCUGUGGAUUGGGCUCCAGCGCCAGCCCCGCCAGUGCUCGGCCACGCGCCCGCUGCGGGGCUUCACCUGGACGACUGGCGAGCAGGACACGGAGUACACAAACUGGCAGCGGGACGACCUGCCCAGCACCUGUGCCGCCCCUCGCUGUGUGGUCAUGACGCACAACACCGCGGAUAAAUCCCGCAGCAACCGGGACAACUUCAAAUGGCUGGACGGCUCCUGCGCUCUGGCUGUGGAUGGCUUCCUGUGCCGUUUUGCAUACCGUGGCAUGUGCUCGGUACUGGAGAGUGAAGGCGGAGGGCCUGCGCGUUACACCACGCCGUUCAACCUGAUCAGCACCCUGCUAACCCACAUCCCCUUCGGCUCCAUGGCCACACUGCCCUGCCCAGAGGGCACCAAGGAGGACCAGGCUAUUCUGUGCAUGCUGAAGGAGGACGGAACCGUGGCCUGGUCGAAGGAGGCACCACUUUGCUCAGACGCCCCCGAGAACUCGUGCGAGGUCGAGAACGGAGGCUGCGAGCACCUUUGUUUGAACGCGGACGGAUACUCCUACUGCGCAUGCUCUGCCGGAUACGAGCUGGAGGAGGACGGGCAGAGCUGUCAGCAGACGGAUUCAUGCCUCGGUACUCAGUGCGAGUUUCACUGUGAGCCGACGGCCACCGGAUAUCGCUGCACGUGUCCGAAUGGGUACCUCCUGGCACCUGACGGGAAGAGCUGCUUGGACAUUGACGAGUGCAAGCAGCAGCCUUGCCCACAGGUGUGUGUUAACGCCCCGGGGACGUUCGAGUGCCGCUGCCUGGAGGGCUACCGGGCUGAUGAGAAUGGGGAGUGUGUGGAUGUGGAUGAAUGCCAGGAGGACAGCUGCGAACAGCUCUGCAUAAACACACCUGGAUCCUUUGAAUGCCUAUGCACUGACGGCUACACCCAGAUACCCGAGGACCCAGUCCGCUGCCAAGACAUUGACGAGUGCCAAAACUUGGACAGCUGUCAGCAAAUAUGCCAAAAUUACAUGGGAGGGUUUGACUGCCAUUGUGAAGAAGGAUAUGAGCUGGAGGAUGACUAUAACACCUGCAGGCCAAUGCUGGAGGACACGCAGACCACGUCCGCAACAGUGCCCACUGAACCCACAGCCAACACUAUGGGCCAUGUGCUGCCUGAACUCUCCUGGUCUCCCAGAAUGCCUGACUGGCUGAUAGAUCCCACACCUCUGGAGUGGCUGACUGAGUUGCCUAAUCUGGAGUGGAUUCCCACUGAUCUGGGCUGGUUUACGGACAGCCCAUCAGAAGAGUCCACAACACAGGCACCGUACGCCGUACAGCCAGCUCAGGAAAUCCUCACUCAGGAAAUCCUCACUCCUUCCUUUGACUUUGAGGUGGACGUCACUUCAGGCACGCCCUUGCAGGUGGCUGACAGUGAUUCUGUAGACUCGCACACAUCACCAGACAACUCCUCACCCAGGUUAAGAGAAGACGAGGUAUUCCUGUCUGAAGAGGCAGGUGACAGAGUAAGGGCAUCUCCCUCCCCACCGCAAGAUUCCCCACCACAAGGGUCCGCUGCGGAGAACCAACCAGGCGGUGGGAAGCGGAAACACGACAAAAGCUGGUUGCUCGUGGCCCUCCUGGUACCACUCUGCGUGUUCAUUGUUGUCAUGUUGGCACUGGGGAUCGUGUACUGUACCAGUUGUGCCGUGGAGCCACGCAGCAAAGGGAGAAAAGACUGCUACCGAUGGUUCAGCGCGUCAAAGCCCGCAGAAGCAAGCACGGCCAAGACACAGGCCUGAGCCAGAGAACAGAGCCGAGUGUUUGCACAAAAACAGUUCAAGUAGAUGGAGAUGCAGGGUUUAAACAAACACUUCCACAAAUGGUGCUUUGCUGUUUUCCACUAAUGACAUCGUCUUACCUGACAAAAUCCUGUGGAAAUCUCUGGGGGCGAGGAUAAGGGUAUGGCCCUGACUAUUGUUUGUGUAGGCUAUCCUUGUAAUUAUUAUAAUUAGAGACAAGUGCAUUUGUGUGUUUGAAAUGGAUUGUAUUCUUUUUUAUUUUUCAAUGUACAGAGGCCAAAUCAGUGAUUAUACAUAUCUCAUUGGACAGACUUAUUGACAACAAAGCCCCAUGUUUAGAUGUAGUGGUGUAAAUAGAAAAACUCUGACUGAUUGACUGAUUUAUUGUGAAGUACACUUUUUUAAGAAUAUCAUUUUGAAACAAGACAUAUUAUGUAUACCUCCUGUGUUGUUUAUUUCAGUUAGUCCAGCCCUGUGUCCUACCUGAACAAAAAAGUCUAGUGCAGUACAGUCGGUCUACAUUUGAAAACGUGCCACCAUGAUGUCUUCAUGUCCAGACAAGAAGAUUUUAUUGGAAAUAGAAGGAAAAUAGUAAGAACUUCAGGACAACUAUACUGUCUCUCUAAUUCAGGCGUUACUGCCUUCGGGGAAUUCAACUAUGGAGUAUUAGUGCCCUCUAGCAGCUGUCUGGCUGUAUUGCAUGCAACACUUAUUUGGAUCGAGGCUAUAAAAGUUUAGUUUAAUGGUGAGUCAAUCAGAAGGGUCAUGUACUUGUGUAAAAUAUCAUGCUUCACACCCAUAGCACUGAAAUAUAUAAAAAUCUUGUUGUGAACAAAAAGGAAAUAACAUUUAGUAAAACGAAAA
Clupea harengus (Atlantic herring) is the source of this 3397-nucleotide messenger RNA. RefSeq names its product CD248 molecule, endosialin b (gene cd248b). Gene Ontology annotation, molecular function: calcium ion binding. NCBI's taxonomy places the organism in Eukaryota, Metazoa, Chordata, Actinopteri, Clupeiformes, Clupeidae. The record is from RefSeq and is a predicted model, not a curated record.